AUGUCCUUCCAGCCGCCCUGCGCCGUGUCCUGCCCCCAGCCCUGCGCGGACGCCUGGAGCCAGCCCUGUGUCACCUCCUGCGGGGACUCGCGGGCUGUCAUCCACCCCCCGCCCGUGGUCAUCACCUUCCCGGGGCCCACCCUGAGCUCCUGCCCGCAGGAGAGCAUCGUGGGCUCGGCAUUCCCGGCGGGAAUGGGAAAUUCCUUCGGCUCCGGAGGUGUCCGGAGCUCCUGCGAGCCCGGAGCCUCUUCUGGUGGCUGGAAUUUCUCCUCCUCCUCCUCCUGCUAUUCCCGAAAUUCCUACCCCUGCUAUUCCCGAAAUCCCUUCCCCUCCUACCCCCGCCCUCCCAAGCCCAGCAAAGGAUCCCCGGAUGACCAAAACCAGCAGAAAAAGCAAUAA
Molecule: messenger RNA, 399 nt
Organism: Motacilla alba alba
Lineage: Eukaryota; Metazoa; Chordata; Aves; Passeriformes; Motacillidae
Product: feather keratin 4-like
Exons: 1
Coding region: 1-399 (132 amino acids)
Cellular component (GO): intermediate filament
Molecular function (GO): structural constituent of cytoskeleton
Source: RefSeq, a predicted model, not a curated record